Molecule: messenger RNA, 2334 nt
Organism: Puccinia triticina
Lineage: Eukaryota; Fungi; Basidiomycota; Pucciniomycetes; Pucciniales; Pucciniaceae
Exons: 8
Coding region: 1-2334 (777 amino acids)
Molecular function (GO): endo-1,3(4)-beta-glucanase activity
Source: RefSeq, a predicted model, not a curated record
AUGUCUUUCAGCCAAGUCCCACAGGUAGAUGGAGACUUGUUCGGACCAGUCGAUAAUCAGCGGAAACAUGCGGUAGCACCACUCUCCCUGUUCGGCCAUGGUUGUGCUCAUCCCCAAUCACCAUUACACAUCUCUGAUGGCUCUCGUCACCGUCCAAUUGGGACCAACAAAUGGUACACUCAACUCCUACUGACACCCAAUGGGACAGAUCCCAUCUAUCCUUUGCCUUAUGCCCUGGCCUUUCUGGAUGGCAACUCCGUUCUCUCUCGCCGCGCACGCGAAGGUUCCGAGCCUUUGGUGGGACUCGGCAUCAUUCACUCCACAGCAGCCCAGAGAGUCUUUGGACCACCUGUCGGUCAACAAUCUGAUUCCGCCGUGCGAUAUUAUUAUAAUCCCGUUGUGGUUUCCGUUUGUCUGGGCGCCAAAGAGUUCAGCCAGUCGAAUGUCGUACCAAUAACGUCCGAUUGGUCUGAAUUGACUGUUCAGUUUGAGCUAUCGUCGCCGGCCAAUUUAUUGCCUCCCAAGUCUAGCAUAUCUUUUCCUGUCUCCCGAGGAUCUGCUUUUCUGACGGCUCUGUAUACCGCCCUCACUCCGACUCUGAGUUCCACCCACACCGUCAACUCCUUAGAAUGUGUCAAUGCUGGUGAAGAACAUCACCUCUUCGGAUUUCGUAAGCAUCGUCUUCGCUACAACGAUGGCUCGACUUGGUUAGUCUAUUCGCUCGGUGAACAGAGUUGCUUCACAUCCCACUUGGACCUCCGAAAAAUCACCCCCACGGAUGUCGGACAUGCUCAGGCUUGGUCCGGGAUGAUUCAACUCGUCAAGAUGAGUGAUCACUAUGAGCGACAACUAGGAGAAAACUCACACCGUGAGAGUGAAGAAUUUGUCUACGACAAUGGCAUUGGGGUUUGGACCCAAGCCGCCACACUGAGAUCUGGACCCAUCGGUACAGGACAGUAUUCGUUCGACUGGAUCACCAACGGGCCGAGGUCCGACUGCGUGCAACCGUUGAUGUUUGCCUUGCCACAUCAUGUCGAAGCCCUAUUAGAUCCAAAUAUCAUUGUGAGGCCGGAAAUCAAAAUCCAAUCACGGGUCACUGGAGUCAUGCGUCUCUGUCGCGCACCUAGAUGGACAUUCAAGGAAAACGUCGAGGAUCUCAGAAGUUACGGUAUCAAGCCUUAUCAUCUACCAAACGGCCCUCCACUCUACGACCCCUUAAAAGUGGACCUCUUGAGACAAGUCAUGGUCAAAGAAUUGGACACCGAUUUCGACGCAGAAUCUAAUUUAGACAGUUACUAUUUUUCUGGGAAGAAGCUCGCAAAACAAGCUUUACAAUGUCUCACGGCUUCGUGUGUUCUACAAGAUCAAAAUAUGGCGGCCAGGUUUGUCGCAAAGGCCAAGAAAAGUUUUGAUACUUUCCGUCACAAUCGUUCCAAAGCGGCCCCGUUGGUAUACGAAAAAACUUGGAAAGGUAUAAUUAGCUCGAGCAUAUUGCGCACCGGAAACAGGAAUGAUGAUUUUGGAAACGGGGUCUAUAAUGAUCAUCACUUCCAUUAUGCCUAUUUCAUUCAUGCGGCAGCGGUGCUUGUAUAUCACGAUCAUUCUUACUUGCACUCUGUCAGAGACUAUGUGUAUGAUCUAAUCCGCGAUGUGAACAACUCGGAUGAAUCCGACUCCUAUUUCCCGUUGUUCCGAAAUUUCGAUUGGUUCUUGGGCCACAGUAUGGCGACUGGACUCGAUACCAGCAUGGAUGGGAAGAAUCAAGAAAGCUGCAGCGAAGAUGCAAACUUUCUGUAUGGCGUAAAGGUUUGGGCAGAUGUCACUCAGAAUCCUCGCUUGGGUGCAUUGGCCGACUUGCAACUCAGCCUCCUAAAAAGGAGUGUAAAUCACUACUAUUACAUGAAGGAAUCAGACACGAACGCACCAGCGUGCUUCAAAGGGAAUCGAGUGCCUGGAAUAUUGUUCGAAAACAAGGCAGAUUACACAACAUUUUUCUCCAAUGAAAAAGAUGCUAUCCACAUGAUACAGGUUAUCCCAAUCACUCCCAUCACAUCCUUCAUGCGAUCUCCUGAGUUCAUAUGGCAAGAAUGGACCAACUCCGGUUCCCCUACAGAAAACACGAACCAGGUCUGUCAGAUUGCUACAAAGUUGACCAAUGGAUAUCAAACGUUACUCUUGACUCAAUAUGGCAUUGUGGACCCAAGCUACGUCUAUAACAUAUUCGUCAAGAAGCUAUGGAUGUGUCAAGAGAUACCGCUAGAUGACGGGCUAAGCUUGAGUUGGAUACUGGGAUUUUUGAUCAACCAAAUUGAACUGAAUAAACUAGAUAUGUAG